Capsella rubella is the source of this 2929-nucleotide messenger RNA. RefSeq names its product probable serine/threonine-protein kinase At1g09600. Gene Ontology annotation, molecular function: ATP binding; RNA polymerase II CTD heptapeptide repeat kinase activity; cyclin-dependent protein serine/threonine kinase activity. The record is from RefSeq and is a predicted model, not a curated record. Lineage: Eukaryota; Viridiplantae; Streptophyta; Magnoliopsida; Brassicales; Brassicaceae. Gene Ontology annotation, biological process: positive regulation of transcription elongation by RNA polymerase II; protein phosphorylation. Gene Ontology annotation, cellular component: cyclin-dependent protein kinase holoenzyme complex; nucleus. The coding region runs from base 662 to 2716 and encodes 684 amino acids. The transcript is spliced from 7 exons.
CUUUCUCCUGUUAACAUUUUCGUUAUUUCUGUUUUUUUUUAAAUUGAACUUCCUAAAAUAGAUAAAAACAAUGAAACUUCAGUUCAUCCGUUGCUGUCCUAAAUUUCUCAUUUUCUCAUAGGCGGCUAUUCGCAAUUUUAGGAAUCCACUCAAGACUCUUUAUUUCUCUCUCUCCAUUUAAUCUUACCAUGAUUUUUUUUUCUCUCUCUCUGCUGACCCAAGCCAACCUUUGAUUCUCUAAUUCAAUUUGUUUUCUUAAAAAAAAAAAAAAAAAAUUGCCACCCAAAGAAUACGAAUCCUUGUUUGAAUCCACCACAUUUCGAAAUCAUUCUUGCUGAACUCAUAUUUUUCCAGUUUUCUCUUUUUGUUUCCCCCCUUCUUCUCUAUCCUACGUUAGAUUUUAAGAUCUGUGUUAAUCCCAAUAAGUUUGGUUGCUGCUGUUAAGAGAUUUCAGAAACAAUUUGGUCUAAAGAUCAAAAAACACAUUUUCAUCCAAAAGCUCGAAUUUUUAUCCCCUGUGGGGGGAUUGGUUGUGGUGGGUGCAAUUUCAUUCCUCAGUGAAGAAUAAAGAAAGAUUAGGAGGCUAAUUAAAACAUACAGUUUCCUGAUUCCGAUCAGGAAACUGUGGACUGUUCACGGAAUCACGAAACUCUGUAGAAUUAUGGGAUGCAACUGCACCAAAGGAACACGAGCAAAUGAUCACGUGGAGAACAACACGAAUGUUACUGGGAGGGAGAGACGAAGCAAGAAGCCUAAGACAAUGAAAACCUCCAACAAGAAGAAAAAGUCUGCUUCCUCUAGCAAUGCAGGAGCAGAGGAAAGAGGCAACAACAACGAAUCCACAUUGAGGUUUUUGAUGCCCAUUGAUGCCAAGGACAAUGAUGGUGCGGAGAAGAAGGUGAAUCUUGAGAGAAAAUCUUCUAGAUCGGUGUUUCAGAGACGGCCCACCACCCUUGAGGUGGCAGGGACUUUGCAACAACCUAAGAUGACUAGAAUAUGCAGUAUUACUAAUGGAGAAAGAGGUGCUCAGGUUAUGGCUGGUUGGCCUUCUUGGUUGGCUUCUGUUGCUGGAGAAGCUAUCAAUGGAUGGAUUCCUCGCAAGGCUGAUUCUUUCGAGAAGUUGGAAAAGAUUGGACAAGGGACCUAUAGCAGUGUCUACAAAGCCCGGGAUUUAGAAACGAACCAACUAGUUGCGCUGAAGAAAGUGCGGUUUGCUAAUAUGGAUCCCGAGAGUGUUCGGUUCAUGGCAAGAGAAAUAAUCAUCCUUCGAAGGCUUGACCAUCCUAAUGUUAUGAAGCUUGAGGGUUUGAUCACUUCAAGAGUAUCAGGGAGUAUGUAUCUUAUAUUUGAAUAUAUGGAACACGAUCUUGCUGGCCUUGCUUCAACCCCUGGUGUUAACUUCUCCGAGGCACAGAUUAAGUGCUAUAUGAAACAGCUGCUUCAUGGUCUAGAACAUUGUCAUAGCCGAGGCGUAUUGCAUCGUGACAUCAAGGGCUCUAAUCUUCUGCUUGACCAUAACAACAAUCUCAAAAUUGGAGAUUUCGGUCUUGCCAACUUUUACGGGGGCCAACAGAAGCAGCCUCUCACUAGCCGUGUUGUAACUUUGUGGUACCGCCCACCUGAACUAUUGCUCGGGUCAACAGACUAUGGAGUUACUGUGGAUCUGUGGAGCACAGGAUGCAUACUAGCUGAACUCUUUACUGGGAAGCCUAUCAUGCCCGGUAGAACCGAGGUAGAACAACUACACAAGAUCUUCAAACUUUGUGGCUCACCUUGUGAAGAGUAUUGGAGAAAAUCGAAACUUCCACAUGCCACCAUCUUUAAACCCCAACAACCUUACAAAAGGUGUGUAGCCGAGUCAUUUAAGAGUCUUCCAUCUUCAGCUUUGGCCCUAGUUGAGGUUCUUUUAGCUGUAGAACCAGAUACUCGUGGAACCACAGCUUCUGCCCUUCAAAGUGAGUUCUUUACGACAAUGCCUUUUGCAAGUGACCCCUCAAGUUUACCAAAGUACCAACCGAGAAAGGAAAUUGAUGUGAAGGCGCGAGAGGAAGCAAAACGAAAGAAAGGCACUAGCACUAAACAAAAUGAGUCAAAACAAGUAUCUAGAGAAUCUAGAGCUGUGCCAGCUCCAGAUGCCAAUGCUGAGUUGCUGACAUCAAUACAAAAACAUCAAGGGCAGCAGAAUAAAGAUGCAGCUAGCUUCCGGAUAGAACCACUGAAGAGUGGAACUCCACAAGUCGGUUACAAUCGUUAUGGUGUGUCCUCUGUGAAUAGAAAUGGAGAGAAUGUUAUGAGGGGUUCGAGUCGUUCUCCGAGAAAAGAAUUGAGGACGCAGCGGUCUUUUGUCCAACGCGGAGCAGCCCAAUUGUCAAGAUUCUCAAACUCAGUAGCUGCUAGAGAUGGAUCACAUUUCGCUAUAGCGAAUCCACGGUGGCUUGAAGAUAGUUAUAGGAACGAUGGUGAUUGGUCCCAACGUUUGAUGGUUAAACCAAAAGGUUCUACAAAACACAAAGAAUCCAAACCGGUUUACGGUGAAAAGACAGAGAGAAUGCACUACUCAGGGCCAUUGGUUUCUGCAGGAGGAAACUUAGAUGAAAUGUUGAAAGAACAUGAAAGACAAAUUCAGUUAGCGGUUCGCAAAGCUCGGGCAGAUAAGAAGAUGAAUAGAGACGAUAACAAACAGGCUCAAGCGUUUCUUGCUGCAACUGGCAGGUGAAUGAAAUAUAUCAGAGAAGAAGAAACAAAGGAAGAAACUUUUGAGAUAUCAGGAAAAGUGCUGAAAGGUUUGGCGUUGUAGAGUCAACUGAUCUCUUGUGGGGUCUUGUGUAAAGUCCAAAGCUAAAAUUGUGUGAUAUAUUUGUUCUUGUUCUUGUAAAAUUUUAUUUUGUUUAGUUUUAGUAGAAUAAAAAUUAUUAUUGUUAUCUUGGUA